This is a messenger RNA of Pangasianodon hypophthalmus (striped catfish), 8876 nucleotides long. RefSeq names its product shroom family member 2a (gene shroom2a). Bases 3272 to 7957 code for a protein of 1561 amino acids. The record is from RefSeq and is a predicted model, not a curated record. Gene Ontology annotation, biological process: actin filament organization. The transcript has 11 exons. Gene Ontology annotation, molecular function: actin filament binding. NCBI's taxonomy places the organism in Eukaryota, Metazoa, Chordata, Actinopteri, Siluriformes, Pangasiidae. Gene Ontology annotation, cellular component: cortical actin cytoskeleton; apical plasma membrane; adherens junction.
UCAAUAUUAUUCACGUCACCUGUCAGUGGUCAUAAUGUUAUGGCUGAUCGGUGUAUGUAUGUAUCUAUCUAUCUAUCUAUAUGGAACUGUCUACUUGUUGAUAUCAUAGUAAAGUAGAAAUCUUGCAGGUUAAAGCUAAAGAAGUGUGUCCAACCACAGUAGUGACUCUUUUUCCACCUUUACAAUUACAACCAUCCUGAUUGAUUACCUUUAUCCUAUGAUGAAACAUUUCUAUCCUGAUGGGAGUGGUCUUUUCCAGGAUGACCCCACCAACCUCCACAUGGCAUCAGACCUCACUUAAUAGUUUGAUGAAGAUGAAAAUGAUUAAAAACAUAUGCAGUGGUGGUCAUCCGUCUCUCUCUAAAGCAGAAAUUGUAUUGUCUUUGCUUAUCUAUAAGCUAACAUUCUAAUAACUGAAGUCACUGGCCAAUAUACAUUUAUACAAUCAAAAACAAGGCCUCACUGGUAUGACUCAAACUUAAUACUGUUUUAAAGCUGUUACUGCACAUCAUCGAUAGAUUGAAAAUAUUGAAACAUUUGACGAUUUAUCAAACAUAAAUGAUAUUACACUUAUCGACUAAAUGCCACUGCACCCUGAGAAUUGCAUUUUGAGAAAUGUACUGAGCAUUUCUGUUUUUUCCAAAACAAGAUUACUUUCUGAUAACUGGUCUCACAACCACAAUGAGCUCCAGACAUCUUGCAUUUAAACCUCAUUGGAUGUGUGUUUCACGCUGUUUGGUACAUGAGAAGAAAGGGCACAAAACUGCACACAAAUUGUUUUAGUCAGCUUUAAAUAUCUGUUGUGGACCAGAUUAGGUUUAAAAUGGUUUAAAAUGCUGAGUUGAGUGUUGAGGUUAAAACAUUCUGUUCUUAGGGACAAAACAUGCUGACAAACCGGCACCGAUCAAGGCUGACUGAUGAUCUCCAUUUGCUUCAUAUCUUCUCAGUGUACUCGAACAUACUGUAGACAACUAAUGGUUGAUAUGUACAUGCGUUCUUUGCCUGUGGGAAAGAAAAACCUCAGCAUAGCAGGAGGUGCCUGUGGCAUAUAUUCAUAAUUUAAAGAAAACUGGGAGACCCGGUAUUGUGGUUUAAAAAAAAAAAAAAAAAAAAAAAAGCUUUUGUCCUGAAUUGCUUGCUGCUGUUGCUGAAAUUGUGGCUCUCUAUUGAGCAUGUGUAUAGAAAUGAAUGAUCGCCUGUUGUUUGCUAGUGUGAGCGCUGGGUUAUUCAGCAACCUCAGUCAGCAUUGAUGGGCAUGAUUAUUGUCAAUGGUGCAAAGCAUGCAGCAAAAACUACGGUUACCGCUGAGCAACUGACAACUGACAGACUACAAAACAUGUCAGCUUGGUUGCUCACACUGGCUACUCGAUGCAUAUGCUGCGAUGUUGGAGGCUGUUUAGGAUUUUACCAGAAAUGCCACUGAAGAAGAGAUUACAUGAAUCCAAGCAUGAGGUUAUGAAAGUAUGCACCAGGCUUUCAGCAUCAUUCAAAUUAAGUAAUGGUCAUAAACUGAGCAAUGUAUAGAUAGAUAGAUAGAUAGAUAGAUAGAUAGACAGAUAGAUAUCACCUAAAUCAAAGAUACUGAAACAAUAUGACAGUUCUUAUUCAUUUUUAACAGUUAAUGUUAAAAUGUUUUAAUGUAGCCCUACAGUUUUGCUGGUUAACUUAAUAUCAGCAAAUAUCAUCACAACUAUCAUGUAUUGCAAUAUGAUGUUUUCUCCAUUUCAUUCCUUCUAUCUGACUGCAAGCAUAUAAAAGCCUUGGCGCACACAUUUUUCACUGAAAUAAAGAUAUUGUUUUGAUGACUUUGUAGAGAAAAUAAGUGUGGAGAUCAUUCUGAAGGCACCUUUUCAAGCCGAUUUAUAAGUGCUGUAGUGUUGGAACAGAUAGCUGCAUUAACUUAAAUUGUCCAUGUAUCACAAGAUAGUAGUUAAAAAUACUCUUACUGGCCAAGAGCCAAGGGUUACUGUUCUACUGACUGACUGCUGACUUGCUGACUAUUGACUUUGUGAACACUUCUGCUGAAUGGGAAGAGCUGACAGUUGACAGGAUUUAUAUCUGACAGUUUUAUAACCUCAUUCAGAGGUGGACAAAUGAUAUGUUUCAGGGGUGUAAUGAUACAUUUUAGGGGUGUUUUCAAUUGAUUAAAACAUUCACCAUUCUAAAAAAUGCUAAAUGUAACAACAUAUGGUAAACUAGCUAGCCAAGUACAUUAAUACAGACUAAGGGAGAUGAACAAGUAUAUAACAAGUAUAUUUCUUUUGGUUGUUAAAUGUGCUUGUCCACUAGGAAUCUAUGAAUAAAAAAAAAAAAACUAAUAUCCCGAACCCAGGUCUGCUUGUCCUGGGUGUCUGGGCUACUGAUUUGUCCACUCCUGGAAUUGAUCAUUCGAUUUGGAGAAGUAUUUUUGAAGGGAUAUCAAUUCUCAUAAAUGUAUGAAGGACUGAUUUUCUGGACACAUGUUAAAGCCACUCUGGGAUUCAAUUAUAUAAUCUAUUGGGAGUUAGAGAGGAAGUGUAGACUAGACGGCAUGUGGAAAAGAGGCCCAGAGUAUUCGGCAUCUGUUCACGUGGCCUGAAAUGGAAACUUUGCAUUUUCAGCCUUGAAACACAUUCUUUGGCAACUCAUUUAGAACAGAGGGCGAAACUCCUCUAUGUUUUGACUGGUUAAUUAUCAACUCAGAAAGACCUUGCUGGUAGAUUUCGGGGUGUAUUAUAUAUUCAGUGUGGAAUAACCUACAUGCUUUGACUGUGUACUCUUUAGCUCGAACCUCUUCCAAAGUCCAGCCGUUUAAGCAGUGUGCAUGUUCUCCAGCAGCAGUUUCACCACGUCUCAGACGCGCUGCCUCGACUUCCCCGUGAACUCACUGUACUUUUGAAAGCCAUGUGACCCGCAGAAAUAGAAAUCAUGCCAUUGCUAAGGUUCUUAAGGAGAUCAGAAGUUUAGGCUGGAUCCUUUUUCUUGGAGACUUUCUGAAUGGUUGGCGCUGCUAGAAGAUGCUUUUGAGUUUGUAAGGUUGAAUGGAUAUGCUGUUGUUCACCUCCUGAGAGUCUUACUCAGCAGGGAAUGUUGGCAUUUUUCCAUACCUCCCGGAGCGCUUGUCACACCUCAGCAGGUGGUUGAAGAAGGCAGCAAGGCAGCGGCUGUGAGGCUCCAGGUAGGAGACGAGCUGGUAAACAUCAACGAAGUUCCCCUGAGCGGCUACAGACAGGAGGCCAUCUGCUUAGUCAAGGGCUCCCACAAGACUCUUACUCUGGUGGUGAAAAGGAGGAUGAAAAUGGUGGAUAUUGUAGCACAGAAAAUGCCGUCAGAGAGUGACGUUCAUGUGGCCCGGAGCUUUCUAACGAAGAUUUUGCGAAGUUCAAUGAGGAAAAAUGAACCCAUGAGCAGGCCUCACUCCUGGCAUUCCACCAAAUUCAAUGAGAACCAAUCAGACUCUGCCAAAACACAGUCCACACCCUCGCCAGUCUGGCAAACAAGAUAUGAUGCAAGUUCAUUCUCCUCCGACCUCACUACUGGUUGGGACCAGCCUAAUUUGCGCAGAGUGUCAGACCAAUUCAGCUCCUUGGGCAGUAUGGAUAGUUUAGAACACGGCUCUUACCCCUAUCCACCUGGACGCCUGUCUCCCAACAAAUCUAACAGCAACAGUGUUGAACAUUUAGUGGGUGGAAAAAGAGAUUCUGCCUAUAGCUCCUUUUCAACCAGCUCAGGGACACCUGAUUAUACGCUGUCCAGAAGCAACGCAGCUUCUACAGAGAAUAUGCUGUAUAAAGUUAACCAGUCGGACUCAGGAAGUCGGCCUAGCAGUGGCAGACACAGCCAAACCCUAAGUGAAGGGAUCCGACAGGAUGACCGAAUUGGUUAUCUACAGCCACCUUCAGUAAGCAGUGGCCGAGAAAGCCCAAGAACAGAGGAGCAGCCAGGCUACCGACAUUCUGCUUCUGGAAGGUCCAGCAUUGCGCCUGUUUGGCAUGUUCCUGAUAUGAAGAAGGCUAUGGCCCCAUCACCUCCACCGCCUGCACCACCAACACGCAGUGAUAGUUUUGCUGUGACCAAGAUUCAUGAAAAGGGUCUGGUCUCCAGCUACCCUGAGAAUCCUGGGAUUCAUACCCAGUCAAAGAUCCAGGGCAAAGGAUUAAAGACAGCAACAGAGAUGUCUGAAAGUAAUCAAAGGAUUUACCGUGCAACUGAGUCAGGCCUUGAAACGUGUCAAAACUACAACCCACAACUUAAAAUUGGCACGAUUAAUCCAUAUAUUGCAGGUGAUAGCUAUAGUCAACAAACUCCCCUUCCAAACUCAAACAAGAAAUACUCACCAUCUAGCACUGAUCAGUCCUACACUCGCGUGGCCUACCAUCAACGUCAGUACAGUGAUGAGAGCACUUUUCAUGCACCGCCCAGGACCCCGUCUACAGGCAAGUCUCAGAGUUGCUAUAGCAGCAUGCAAGAGUUACCCACCAACAACCAUGCUCCACACUAUAGCCAUAACCAGAUCAGACGGCAGGUUGCAUCGCUGUCCAGCACUGCUAUUGACCAAAACCCUGACAGUCAAAAUUCCAACAGGUAUUACUGUGUCACAUCUCGACAACCCUCUCAGGGAGGGUCCCAGGCCUCUUUAUUGCACGCGGAGGACAGGAAUGCUAAUUCUCUGAUGGAAAUCACCCAAAGUGGAGGUGAUAGAACUUCCAUAAGCUCUCAAGGACAGCUCAAGGACAGGUUCACCACACCUCAGGUACUGCAGCACCCAAAUAACAAAGACAGCAAUGGAUAUUACAGACAGGUUGACAGCCAGCAUCGGGUGUACACAGCAGUUAAUAGGUCGUCUUUUGAUGAUACAACAACUAAAGCUUUGGAGGUCAGAGGACUCCAGAAGCAAAACACUGUGACAAAUUCAGAUAGCCAUUUCAUCAAGCACUAUGAGCAGGGAAAGAUCUCUGAAUCUUACAGAUUGGGAGAAUCCUCCAAAGAACAUUUACCAUCUAAAAAUGAGACCAUAGUAUGCCCCCAGAAAACCCCUAUGCUGCACUCUCUAUCACAUGAUAGCAGUAGAUUGGUUGACGUACAAAGUGAAAUGGGUAGUGGUGAUGGACAACAGGAAUUGGUUGAUCCCCAGAAUGGCAGGCAGGUUCGACGUAGUGACCGUUUUGCCACCACAUUGCGAAAUGAGAUCCAGAUGAGGAGAGCUCAGCUUCAGAAGAGUCGAAGUGCAGCAGUCUUGAGUGGGUCAACUGAUCCUGAAGAAGAGCCUUCAGUUUGGAAAUCCACAGACAUCUCUUCACCUUCCUCUGAUGGUUCCUUCACUAGUGCCUAUAAAGAUCAUCUGAAGGAGGCCCAAGCUCGAGUCCUUAAAGCUACUUCCUUCAGGAGGAGGGACUUGGAGCCAGUUCUCCUAGAGCACCCAGGAGCUGAAGUUCUGUCCACUUCUCGCAAGGAUACACCAUCUCUGCCAAGUGUCUCCGAGGUCCCAUCAAGUAAACCUGCUUCAGGUACAAACCAUGUGCCCCGUAUAUGUGGCCGAAAACGUUUUCCAGUAGAGAAGAAAGUACGGUCUUACUCUGAGCCUGAAAAAAUUAACGAGGUUGGUGUUGAUGAGGAGCCAGCUCCACAAGAUAAUGACCUAUCUUUAGCCAACAGACGUAAAGUUUUUGAGGCAACAGGAAAACCCACUUAUCGCAAACCCAUGUUGAAGCAAAAUCUGCAAAUAUCUGAAGACUCCAGAUUGGACAAACCUGGAGAAUUGCCUCAGACUGGGCAAAGUGAUAUCACCAAGAACAAUAGUGAUAGCAAGGCAACACAUAGUGGCCCAAAUUCCUCACAGAGACUGGGCACUUUUGCAGAGUAUGAGGCCACAUGGAGCACACAGAAAAAAGCGGAUCCCAGGACAUCUGGAAGGUACCACUCAGCUGAUAACAUCCUCGAUCCAGCAGUGGAUGAGCGACGUAAGCCCUCCUAUUUCCAUGAAAGGUCACGCUCCUCUCCCUCAGAGGACUUCUAUGGUCAGAACAUCCCAGUGGAAGGAAGGAAGUCAGCUGAGUACUGUCCACCUGAGAGAAAACUCUCUGAUCAUGACAACUCUACAUCGAGGUUAAGUGACGGAGGAUACAAGGGUUUAUUGCCCAAGCCGAAUCAAGAACCAGCAUCACUUUUGACAGGAGGAGAGUUGGAGAGAAACGUCUCAGAUCCACCAUCCACUCGUAAAUCUCCACCCAACCCUGCUGGUCCUUCUCAACAUUUCCCCGAUCGUAGCAUCCUCACUGAUUUCUCUUCCAAUGCAAAGAACAGGCCUCUGACACGCCUGGACAAAUACAAAUGCCCCGAGGCCGCUGCUCCUCUCUUCACCUCACAGGGUGGAAACCGUGUCUCUCACUCUCCCAUUAAAGACAUCGUUUCUAAAGACACGCCAAUCCACGCCCCAGUAUCCUGGAAGGACCCGGAGCAUAGCACGGGUCCAAAAAGAGAGGAGGAGACUCAACCAGAGACCUUACCCCUUCCUCCUCCCCCUCCUCCUCCUCCUCCUCCUCCUCCUCCAGAGCCUCCUGCCCACCUGACUCCACCCAGCAUGGAACGGCAGCGUUCACCAUCACCUCACUUUGCUCCCCAGAGACUGACUGACAAGCCGCCUGUCUCUGUCUCCCAGCAGGAUGAAGCCACAGGAAGGAUGGACAAGGUGAUUGACGAUAGCACCACAGUGAAAAAAGUGCCUAUCAAGAUCGUCCACUCUGAAAGCAGUACAGAGAAAGAGAAUCGACAGUACCUUCACCCAAGCACCGAGACACCUCUCAGCUCACAGCCCACAGUCUUGUCUCUGUCCAGUCUGGGAGCCCCAGACCAAUCCUCCUCUCCAUUUUGCACAUACACACGUCAGAGAGAGCAGGAAAAUGAAGCCAUGGGCCCUCAGAAGGAGCAAGAGCUUCAUGCUGAUGUCUCAGGACCUCAGGAGCCUCAGAAAGGCCCCUGUGUGGAUCAGAGCACUAACGGGGUCUCCUCAGGCACCCUCAGCGCUUCCUCUCACUCUGAGGAAGAUGAGAAGAGAGAGGUGUUGGCCAGGGACAUCAUAGACAAAGAUAAGUCCUUGGCGGACAUUUUGGACCAGAGUAAGAGGAGGACCACUAUGGACCUGAUGGAAGGGAUUUUCCCAGAAGGAGAGCAGCUGGUUGAGGAGGCGCACCAACGCAGGAGAGCUGCACCCAAACUGGCUUCCUCACGCAGCUCUGAAGAGAGGAGGGAGGAGGACAGCAUGGCGGCGGCAGCGGUAACAGCUGCUCUGGUGACCAGCUCAGCUUAUUACAGCACAUCAGCUCCCAAAGCAGAGCUACUUAUUAAAAUGAAGGACAUGCAGGAGCAGAGUGUAGAGCUCGAAUCAGAAGAGGAGCUGGAGGAGGAAAACGACACUGAACUCGCCAACAAGAAGCAUGAGCUGAUUGAGAGCCUGAGCAAGAAGCUGCAGGUACUGCGGGAGGCACGAGAGAGUCUGCAGGAGGACAUGCAGGACAACAACGCUCUGGGCGAGGAGGUAGAGGCCACCGUGCAGGCCGUCUGCAAACCCAACGAGCUGGAGAAAUUCCGCAUGUUUGUCGGGGACCUGGACAAAGUGGUCAGCCUGCUGCUGUCUCUGUCUGGACGACUGGCACGUGUAGAGAACGCCCUUAACAGCCUGGAGGAGGACGCACCACUCGAGGAGAGGCGCACGUUGAUGGAGAAGCGCAAGCUGUUGAUCCAGCAGCACGAGGAUGCCAAGGAGUUGAAGGACAACCUGGACCGGCGAGAACGAGUCGUCUACGACAUCCUGGCCAGCUACUUGCAGGAGGAGAACCUGGCCGACUACGAGCACUUCGUCAAGAUGAAGUCGGCCCUCAUCAUUGAACAGCGCAAACUGGAGGAUAAGAUCAAACUCGGCGAGGAGCAGCUCAAGUGUCUGAUGGACAGUUUGCCUCCGGAUCAGAGGUCACACUGCUGAGAAAUGGCAAAUGGAUUUCACACUGUAAAGUGACACUGUGUCCAUAUUUCAAAGCCAGAUCUAAUCAGGCUCUGGUAUUGCUGAGACCCUGAUGCUGCCAGUGUUUUCAGAAUGCUCUUGCUCAACUUUUGUGAACAGAGCCGUAUCACUUUUUGACUGUUUUAGAACCACACCCAACUUUGGGCUGCAUCGUUACCGUUCAAUACUGUGUGAUUAUUGUGAUUAUAAACUAUGCUGUACUGGAUGAAAUGAAAUUUUAAAAGCGCUUACCAUAACUUGUUAAGACCAUGAAACUGUUUAUCUGAUGUAUUACCCCAUCCUUGUCCCCAUUACUCUCUCAGUAUCCAAUGUUUCUGUAAUUUUGCUUUUUGACCACUAGUGGGCAGUGGAAGAUGGUUACAUUUGCCUUGACCACAUGGUACAAACCACUUUCCACUCAUCCCUGACACUAGCGUACACCUAGAAGACUCUAACAUGAUAAUUUACAGCUUAUAUUCAUAACUCUUCUCCCAUAUUUAACUUUCCGUCUGAUGUCAGUGAAACGCUGGUUUUGAGAUUUUCAUGAUUUUCAUGAUUGCAUUAUUUCAUAUGACUUCAGUACCUGCCCUUGUCAUGUCUAAAACAAUUUCAAGUUUGUUUUUAGUAAUUUAUUGUAGACUUUUAAAUCUGUAAAUAAGACUAGAAUAUGCUAGUAUUUACUCUUUCACUUACUUGAUCUUAGCCAGAAAACAUUCUUUUAGCUUACAUUUAGCUUGCAUUUUUCAAAAGCAAUGUACAUACACAGUAAAGUGUAAUGUUGGAAUUAGAGCCACCUCAAUACCUGCUUCUUGUAAAGUAUUUGAGGGACUGCCUGAGCAAUCCAGUAUUCUCACUGAGAACUGAAUGCUUGUCUAUAAAAUACUGACUGCCUUUUGCUCAA